Macaca mulatta (Rhesus monkey) is the source of this 4645-nucleotide messenger RNA. It is a transcript of the gene ACHE, whose product is annotated as acetylcholinesterase. NCBI's taxonomy places the organism in Eukaryota, Metazoa, Chordata, Mammalia, Primates, Cercopithecidae. Gene Ontology annotation, cellular component: plasma membrane. Gene Ontology annotation, molecular function: acetylcholinesterase activity. The record is from RefSeq and is a predicted model, not a curated record. Gene Ontology annotation, biological process: acetylcholine catabolic process; choline metabolic process.
CCCGGGACACUCCUUCCGGCCCGCGUCCGGGACACCGUGCGCUCCCCGAAGGGUUCAGGCCCCCCUAACGGGACGGCUCCCGCGUCGCCGGGCCUGCCCAGCGCCGCCCUCCGCUGCCCCGCACUCAUCCGGAACUCUUCCCCGGCCGCUUCACACUCACCGACGCCCACGCAGGAGCUCAAGCCCGCCGCCUCUGCGCUCCGAUUCCUGCGGGGACCCCCGAGCGCCCUUUCCCCGAUCGCUCCCUAGUCCGGGGCCACUGGAAGACACCCCCUGAUUGGGGCGGUACCCGAGCUGCGCAGGUUCCCGGCGCCGGGCUGGGCACCCCCAUCCACAGGGCCGCAAGCCCAGCGCCCCUGCGCAGCGCCCCGCAGAGGCCCCCUCCCAGGCCCAGGACGCCCCCUCCUGCGGAGACUCCAUCUCUAUUUUUUGGGAAGGGGAGGCUCAGCGGAAGCCCCGAGUUAUAAUUAGCGCCACUUGGGUUUCCUAGUUAAUCUCCAGCAGCAUCACCACCCCCAGCUCAGGACAGUGGGGGCUGGGCGAGGGGUGACCGGCGGGAGAGGGGGGAGUUCCCACCCGGGGAAUUUUGAUCCUUUGGCUGGAGAUGCCGGAACCGUAACAGCUGCUGCCCCCAAAAUAGCGCCCCCGCCCCUGCAGCCGGGGAUCUCCGGAGCCCCGGGAACACAAGCGUCCUGGCUCGCCCUUCAGGCGGCUCUGCAAGGCCCUUGAGCCCCCAGUCCCCCACCCCAAGUUCCCGGCUCCAGGUUCCCGGCUCGGGGCGGGGAGCGCCAACCUUUUCUCGGUCUCUACUGCCCUCCGCCGGCGGCGGCGUGCACGGCAGCUUCAGACGGACGGGGGCUCUCGAGUCCUGGGGGACACGGGCUGGCUAGCCUGUUUGCUGGGGCUGGGCUGGGAGCGUGCGCAGCUGAUGGGAACCCGCGGGCAUCAGUGCUCGGUGCCAGACAUUGGAUGAGAUGGGGCAGGGUUGGGGGGGAGUGGACUAGACAGGAUUUGGGGGACCCCGGGACCUAAGGCUUCCACACCCUGAAUGCCCAGCCCACCGUCCCCCAGGGCCCCGGGCCUGGCCAAUGCAGGAGAGCGGGGCUGCGCCUUCAGGCCGCAGCAAGCUCCCCCAGCGGCGCCGCCCGUCCGUGAGGCCGCGCCCCUGUCGGGUGGCCUGUGCGUGGACUGAGGCCUCUGGUGCCCGCACUGCACGAGCUGGGCUCGGCCCAGUUCGGGGAAGAGCAGACACCGCCUGCCCUGCAGCCAUGAGGCCCCCGCAGUGUCCCCUGCACACGCCUUCCCUGGCUUCCCCACUCCUUCUCCUCCUUCUCUGGCUCCUGGGAGGAGGAGUGGGGGCUGAGGGCCGGGAGGAUGCAGAGCUGCUGGUGACUGUGCGUGGGGGCCGGCUGCGGGGCAUUCGUCUGAAGACCCCCGGGGGCCCCGUCUCUGCUUUCCUGGGCAUCCCCUUUGCGGAGCCACCCACAGGACCUCGUCGCUUUCUGCCACCGGAGCCCAAGCAGCCUUGGUCAGGGGUGGUAGAUGCUACAACCUUCCAGAGUGUCUGCUACCAGUAUGUGGAUACCUUAUACCCAGGUUUUGAGGGCACCGAGAUGUGGAACCCCAACCGUGAGCUGAGCGAGGACUGCCUCUACCUCAACGUGUGGACACCAUACCCCCGGCCUACAUCCCCCACCCCUGUUCUCGUCUGGAUCUAUGGGGGUGGCUUCUACAGUGGGGCCUCCUCCUUAGACGUCUAUGAUGGCCGCUUCUUGGUACAGGCCGAGAGGACUGUGCUGGUGUCCAUGAACUACCGGGUGGGAGCCUUUGGCUUCCUGGCCCUGCCCGGGAGCCGAGAGGCCCCGGGGAAUGUGGGUCUCCUGGAUCAGAGGCUGGCCCUGCAGUGGGUGCAGGAGAACGUGGCAGCCUUCGGGGGGGACCCGACAUCAGUGACGCUGUUUGGGGAGAGUGCGGGUGCUGCCUCAGUGGGCAUGCAUCUGCUGUCCCCGCCCAGCCGGGGUCUGUUCCACAGGGCCGUGCUGCAAAGCGGUGCCCCCAAUGGACCCUGGGCCACGGUGGGCAUGGGAGAGGCCCGCCGCAGGGCCACACAGCUGGCCCACCUUGUGGGCUGUCCCCCAGGCGGCACUGGUGGGAAUGACACAGAGCUAGUAGCCUGCCUUCGGACACGACCAGCGCAGGUCCUGGUGAACAAUGAAUGGCAUGUGCUGCCUCAAGAAAGCGUCUUCCGGUUCUCCUUCGUACCUGUGGUAGAUGGAGACUUCCUCAGUGACACCCCAGAGGCCCUUAUCAACGCGGGAGACUUCCACGGCCUGCAGGUGCUGGUGGGUGUGGUGAAGGAUGAGGGCUCAUAUUUUCUGGUUUACGGGGCCCCAGGCUUCAGCAAAGACAACGAGUCUCUCAUCAGCCGGGCCGAGUUCCUGGCCGGGGUGCGGGUCGGGGUCCCCCAGGUAAGUGACCUGGCAGCCGAGGCUGUGGUCCUGCAUUACACAGACUGGCUGCAUCCCGAGGACCCGGCACGCCUGAGGGAGGCCCUGAGCGAUGUGGUGGGCGACCACAAUGUCGUGUGCCCCGUGGCCCAGCUGGCUGGGCGACUGGCUGCCCAGGGUGCCCGGGUCUACGCCUACGUCUUCGAACACCGUGCCUCCACGCUCUCCUGGCCCCUGUGGAUGGGGGUGCCCCACGGCUACGAGAUCGAGUUCAUCUUUGGGAUCCCCCUGGACCCUUCUCGAAACUACACCACGGAGGAGAAAAUCUUCGCCCAGCGACUCAUGCGAUACUGGGCCAACUUCGCCCGCACAGGGGACCCCAAUGAGCCCCGAGACCCCAAGGGCCCGCAAUGGCCCCCGUACACGGCGGGGGCUCAGCAGUACGUGAGUCUGGACCUGCGGCCGCUGGAGGUGCGGCGGGGGCUGCGCGCCCAGGCCUGCGCCUUCUGGAACCGUUUCCUCCCCAAAUUGCUCAGCGCCACCGACACGCUCGACGAGGCGGAGCGCCAGUGGAAGGCCGAGUUCCACCGCUGGAGCUCCUACAUGGUGCACUGGAAGAACCAGUUCGACCACUACAGCAAGCAGGAUCGCUGCUCAGACCUGUGACCCCGGCGGGACCCCCAAGUCCCCCGCUCCGCCCGGCCUCCUAGCUGUAUAUACUAUUUAUUUCAGGGCUGGGCUAUAACACAGAGGAGCCCCAGACCCUACCCAUCCACACCCCACCCCCGACGUCCCCCGGGGCUCCCGGUCCUCUGCAUGUCUCGGACUGAGCUCCCUCCCCCGCGGUGCCUUCGCCCCUCUGGGCUGCCAAUAAACUGUUACAGCCACGGGAGUGUGCGCAACUAGGGAGCUAGGGGUAGGGGCAGAACGCCGGAAUCACGAGGGCCGAGUCUAUGCAGGAGCGGGGCUGCAGGUCAAGAAACAGGCGAGCUCCGAGGCGGCCCCAAGGCGCCUGCUCAUUCCAGCGAACGCCAAUCCCCCGCCCUGCCCCGCCGGGCGGAGCUCGCGCCUGCGCAAUGAGGGCCGCGGGUCGUCAGGCUGGCACGGCGGAGGGGCGAAGGGGCGGAGGGGCGGAGGGGCGGAGGGGCGGAGGGGCGGAGGGGCGGAGGGGCGGAGGGGCGGAGGGGCGGGGCGCGGCGGAGCAUUGUGGGAGCUCCUGGGUCGAUGCCGCUAGGUGGUUGCCGCUUGCUGCCUGCAGUGAUCAACGAGGCCGGGGGAGCGCGUCCCCAGCCUGCGCGCCAGUCCUGCGGCAGCUGACCAAAGACCCGGAGCCGAAAGGAAGUGUUGGGGCCUGAGGUCGCUCUGCGCCGCUAGGAGGACGCUGUGCCUGGCCUGGGACCUCCGCUCCCGCCCACCGCCCUGGAGCUGCUGAGGGACGUCCACGUGGGCCUGCCUCCGCCGAGCCGCGGCCCUGCCCGCCUGGCGCUGCUCUCGGGCCACUACCUCUACUACCACUACGGCUGCGACGGCCUAGACGAUCGCGGUUGGGGCUGCGGCUACCGCACUCUGCAGACGCUGUGCUCGUGGCCGGAGGGCCAGCCCGCAGGCGUACCCGGACUGGCCGCCGUGCAGGCGGCCCUGGAGGACAUGGGUGACAAGCCCCCCGGCUUCCGGGGCUCCCGGGACUGGAUCGGCUGCGUGGAGGCCAGCCUCUGCCUCGCUCACUUCGGAGGGCCCCAGGGGCGCCUCUGCCACGUACCCCGGGGAGCGGGGCUGCAUGGGGAGCUGGAGAAGCUUUACUCCCACUUCGCAGGGGGCGGGGGCCCAGUCAUGGUUGGAGGGGACGCGGAUGCCAGGUCUAAGGCCUUGCUGGGAAUCUGCAUCGGGUCAGGAACGGAAGACUAUGUCCUGGUAUUGGACCCUCACUACUGGGGCACUCCAAAAAGCCCCAGUGAACUACAAGCUGCUGGGUGGGUGGGCUGGCAAGAGGUGAGUGCAGCCUUUGACCCCAACUCCUUCUACAACCUGUGCUUGACCAGCCUUAGCUCCCAACAGCAGCAACACACCUUGGACUGAGGGCAAAGUUACAGAACUGAGAUUCUCGGGUCCCAGACAUGCACCUUUGUACCUCCCACUGGUGUCCCUGCAGAGCCUGGCGCUUUUGACAUCAAUAAUAAAAGUGGCAGGGCUGAGCAACA